GCACCCCAAGCGCCGAGGAGCGACCGCGUCGCUGCGAAAUGGCCCCCUCGGGAUGCCCGGAGCCCCCCGCCAAUAACGGAAGCGCGCCGGGACCCAGACAGGGAGGGAAAGCCGGCUGAAGGGGGUGGGAGCGCACGGCCCUUCGGCCGCGUUACGCUUCCUCGCAGCUUCUCCCAGACGCGUUCACCCAGAGGGGCCCUCGGUGCUCGGCGUCGCUGCGCCGGGGCUUCCACCGCGCAACUCUCCGCCGGAGCUUUUCCUUGUUUUAUUUCGCGAUCAAGGAAAACUCACCUGGCUACGCUUCUGGGCCGGCGGGUUUGCCCUUUCGAGUGGAGGAGGACCCCGGAAAAAAGUGGUCUCUCCCCUACGGCCGGUCUCUGGCGCAGAAGUAAAAUCCUUAAGAAGGAAUAAGAUGAAUAAAGUAGGCCACCUGAGGAAGGAAUCUGGCUGAGAAUUUUGUUUGCCCCAUCACAGGAGAUGCAGCUGUAAAAUAAACCAAACUGGUUUUACCAAGCGAGAUAUCGCUCUACAAAAGAGGAAUUUCACACCUAUCUUGACAAGGAAGACCAGCUGAGAAAUGACCCAGAUUGGGCAGAGAACCAUCUUGACGCAGAGCGGGAUGAACCCCCUGCCAAGCUACAGAAGUUGGAAAUGGAUGGGUGUGACAAAGAGAGGCCCCCAGAAGUUGCCCGUGAAAGCAUCAAAGAGCCUCAAGGACGGAAGAGGCUUCGAGGGCAGAACAAGAGCCGUCCGUGCAUGAAGCCAGCUCACUACGAGAAGGACCGCUUGUGUCCCUCAGUAGUUCAGGAACGUACUGAAAAAUGCUUCUAUGGCUCAAAGUGCCGUUUCCUACACGACCUUAAGGAAUAUAUGGCCACAAAGCCACCGGACCUUGGGGAGCGCUGCCUGCUGUUCGAGACAUUUGGCAGGUGCAUUUAUGGGGCCACGUGCAGAUUCGCUGGAGCUCACCUGGGAGAGGACUAUAAGAAUAUAGUGAAUGCUGACCUUUUGAAGCAGUGGGAAGGAAAGUUGGUGGUGCGAAACAGCCUCAGCAAAGACAUUCAGCAGCAGCUGCGCAAGAAAAAAAUGUCCUUUGCCAAAUCCAGCGAGUACCUUCGUUCUCUGGGCAAGCCCCAUCACGCAAGAGGGCCUGGGAACCAAGCUGCCCUGGCAGUUGUGGGGGAGAAAGGGGUCUCAGACUGUUCCCCUUCUAAAGAAACAGAGGAUCCCAAAACUGCCAGAUUGGAGGCACCGGACAAUUCAAACGUAUCAAAAAAAGAUGAUUCUGCUUUGGAAACCUUGAAAAGUGCAAAUCCACCAGCAGAAUCUGCUCUGAAAACAGCUGGUGCGGUGACGGAUGAAGACAUUGUAAAACUGAGGCCGUCUGAGAAACCAAAGCUAGAUCUCCGUGGCAAGCUCUAUUUGGCCCCUCUGACAACGUGUGGGAACCUUCCAUUCCGGAGAAUAUGCAAAGGCUACGGGGCAGACGUCACCUGCGGCGAGAUGGCGGUGUGCACCAACCUCCUUCAGGGACAGUCCUCGGAAUGGGCGUUGCUGAAGCGGCAUGACACCGAGGAUCUCUUUGGGGUUCAGCUGGAAGGAGCAUUUCCAGACACCAUGACCAAAUGUGCUGAGCUCCUGAACCAAACCAUCGAGGUGGAUUUUGUUGAUAUUAACGUGGGCUGCCCAAUUGACCUGGUCUAUAACAAGGGUGGUGGAUGUGCUCUGAUGACCCGCACCAAUAGGUUUGAGCAGAUAGUCCGAGGCAUGAACUCCGUCCUGGAUGUUCCCCUGACUGUUAAGAUCAGGACAGGCGUGCAAGAGAAAGCUAACCUGGCUCACAAAAUAAUCCCCAACGUCCGGGAAUGGGGAGCCUCUUUGGUCACGCUUCAUGGCCGAUCGAGAGAGCAGAGGUACACAAAGGUGGCGGACUGGGAGUACAUAGCAGAGUGUGCCAGAGUGGCCAGCCCCAUGCCUCUUUUCGGAAACGGUGAUAUCUUUUCUUUUGAAGAUGCUAAUCGAGCCAUGCAGAGCGGAGUUUCAGGGAUCAUGAUUGCACGGGGAGCGCUCAUCAAACCCUGGAUCUUCACUGAAAUCAAAGAACAGCGGCACUGGGACAUCUCUUCCACUGAGAGGCUCGACAUCCUUAAGGACUACACGAGCUACGGCUUGGAACACUGGGGCUCCGACACGCAGGGGGUGGAGAAGACCAGGAAGUUCCUGCUGGAGUGGCUCUCCUUCCUCUGCAGGUACAUUCCAGUCGGCUUACUGGAGCGUCUGCCGCAGCGGAUCAACGAAAGGCCCCCUUACUACGUGGGCCGAGACUACUUGGAGACCUUGAUGGCGAGUCAGAACGUGGACGACUGGAUUAAGAUCAGUGAGAUGCUCCUGGGCCGUGUUCCUGCCGACUUCUCCUUCCUGCCAAAGCACAAAGCGAAUUCUUACAAGUAGGGUCUGGGGAGGCCAAAGGAAGCGCCGGCGUCCGUCUCAUGCUGCCUUUCAUCGAAUCAUUAAAAAAAUUCCCAUUUU
Molecule: messenger RNA, 2529 nt
Organism: Python bivittatus (Burmese python)
Lineage: Eukaryota; Metazoa; Chordata; Lepidosauria; Squamata; Pythonidae
Gene: DUS3L
Product: dihydrouridine synthase 3 like
Biological process (GO): tRNA processing
Molecular function (GO): tRNA dihydrouridine synthase activity; flavin adenine dinucleotide binding; RNA binding
Source: RefSeq, a predicted model, not a curated record